AUGGCUGGUGCGCCACACGGUUCGCCUAUGUCUUCCUCACUCACUGACGCCGCCUCAGACGUCCCUGCUGUCCCCGCCUCUAAGCGUGGCCGCAAGCGCAACGACAAUCUGCCUCCUAACCGUGCUCGUGAUGUCCAACGUGCAUUCCGGGCCCGCCGUGCUGCUCAUCUCCAGGACCUUGAGAGCCGUGUCGAAGUCCUCGAAACUGAAAACUAUCGCCUGCGCCAGAUGCUCUCUCUCCCUCCCUCUGAUCGCCAACCACUAGGCCGAGGCCCUACUGGCCGUGAUCCGGGCAAGCUCAUGCCCAAGGUCGGCGACAUUAGCAUGCAUCAAGGCCAGCAAGGUCCCUCGGACCACUACUCUGACAGGAGCACUCCCUCUCCUUCUGCAUCCCACUCCCAUGCGGGCUACCCAGUCCCCACCUGGCCUCCCAACGACCACUACAUGGGCAACGAGGAUCCUGUCUCCCGUACUUCUUCAUCUGGCUCAAGUUCACCUUACCCUCAUCAAGUCAACUAUGAUUAUGGUAGCCAACGUCUUCCUUCUAUGGCCCAUUCACGCGACAGUCUCAUGAUGUCUGGCGGCGGCUCCCCCAACUUCAAUGGAUCAUCCACACCCCGCGACGAGACCUUGCUCGGCGGCUUUGCAUCUGGCGGCUUCCCGUCGCCCGCUGGUGGGGUAAACAAUCACGCGUCCGCUGCGCUUCCUCCCCAUUCGCACUCAAACGCCAAUCUGUUGCUCAAUCCUGGAUCGAGCCGUAUGAUCCCUGGCUUCAUGAGCGCCGGUUCCGCGCCUGGUUCUGCAUAUGUCCCUCGUCGAUCGGUCAAUGACCUCGGCUCAAGUUUCCCACCCCGAUCGGGUUCAAUGGGCUUGAAUGGCCCAUACAGCUCGGCCGCUCCCGGAGGGCGACUUGGUCUUUCGUCACCGUCCCCGAUUAACUAA
This is a messenger RNA of Rhizoctonia solani, 942 nucleotides long. RefSeq names its product bZIP transcription factor. Gene Ontology annotation, molecular function: DNA-binding transcription factor activity. The coding region runs from base 1 to 942 and encodes 313 amino acids. The record is from RefSeq and is a predicted model, not a curated record. Lineage: Eukaryota; Fungi; Basidiomycota; Agaricomycetes; Cantharellales; Ceratobasidiaceae. Gene Ontology annotation, biological process: regulation of DNA-templated transcription. The transcript has a single exon.